Molecule: messenger RNA, 2128 nt
Organism: Pediculus humanus corporis (human body louse)
Lineage: Eukaryota; Metazoa; Arthropoda; Insecta; Psocodea; Pediculidae
Product: estradiol 17 beta-dehydrogenase, putative
Exons: 14
Coding region: 1-2106 (701 amino acids)
Molecular function (GO): oxidoreductase activity
Source: RefSeq, a predicted model, not a curated record
AUGCCCGAAGAAUUGAGGUUUGACGGGAGAGUAGCAGUUGUAACUGGUGCAGGCGCCGGACUUGGACGUGCUUAUGCUUUACUACUUGCUUCAAGAGGAGCUUCCGUUGUGAGCAGCAGUGGAAAAGCUGUAGCUAACUAUGAUUCAGUUGAAAAUGGUGAAAAAAUAAUCAAAACAGCCAUUGAUAAUUUUGGAAGAGUUGAUAUAGUAAUUAAUAAUGCAGGAAUUUUGAGAGACAAAUCAUUUGCUAAAAUAUCUGAUAAUGAUUGGGAUCUUAUUCAUCAAGUCCAUUUAAAAGGAUCUUUUAAAACUACUCAAGCUGCUUGGCCAUACUUUAAGAAGCAAAACUAUGGAAGAGUUGUAAUGACUGCAUCCAAUAGUGGAAUUUAUGGAAAUUUUGGUCAAGCCAAUUAUAGUGCAGCUAAAAUGGGUCUUAUCGGUUUGAAUAACACUCUUGCUAUUGAAGGGGGGAAAAACAAUAUUAAGUGUAAUGUUAUCGUACCAACAGCAGCUUCUAGGUUAACAGAAGAUAUUUUACCUCCAGAUUUUUUUGCUGAACUUAAGCCAGAAUUAAUAGCUCCUGUCGUAGCCUUUUUGUGUCACGAGUCUUGUGAGGCAAAUGGAUGUAUAAUAGAUUCUGCUGCUGGAUGGGCUGGUCAGUGUAUUAUUGUUAAAUCCAGAGGAAGUUUACUCAGAACCAACAUAGGAGAUCCAGUUACUAUUGAAAAUGUUAGAGAUAAUUGGUCAUCUAUAACAGACAUGUCUAAUGCUAAACAGAUGAAAAAUAUUCAAGAAGCAUCAUUGUCUUUAAUGUCAGCUUUGGAAUUACAAAAAGAAAAUACUGAAGCUGGCUGUGGUCAUGUAGCAGGAUAUUUUAAAUACACACCGAAAGAACUAAUUUUAUAUGCUUUAGGAGUUGGAUGUUCUGUUCAAAGACCAGAAGAUUUAAGGUAUUUGUAUGAAAAUCAUGAAGAAUUUGGUGCUUUGCCAUCAUUUUUAAUAAUUCCAGGUCAAAUAGCUUUUAUGACUCACGGAACCGAUCUUUUAAAAAUACCCGGUAAAACUGUUGAACUCUCUCAGAUACUUCACGGUGAGCAAUACCUUGAAAUAUUUAAACCUAUUUCUUCUUCUGGAUGUUUAGAAUCAAGAUGCAGAGUUGUAGAUGUUUUAGACAAAGGAAAAGGAGCACUUUUAAUUGUUAAUUUCGAAACAUUCGAUGAAAGUGGCGAAAAAGUAGCAUUUUCACAAAUGGGAGUCUUUGUAGUUGGUGGAGGCGGGUUCGGUGGCCCUCGUAACUCAACCAAGUCAAUACCUACUGUUGAAAUUCCUAAAAGGAAACCGGAUGCUUUUGUAAGAGAAAAAACUGAUUUAGAUCAAGCAGCUUUGUAUAGGCUCUCUGGUGAUUUAAAUCCUCUUCACAUCGAUUCAAACUUGGCUAAAAUAAGUGGUUUUCAAUCACCCAUUCUUCACGGUUUGGCUUCUUUUGGAUUUUCCGUACGACACGUACUAAGACGAUACGCAAAUAACGAUGGAAACCUUCUUAAAGCGGCUCGCUUUGCAAAACCCGUUUUGCCUGGGCAAACAUUACAAACAGAUAUGUGGAGAGAAGGAAAUAGAAUUCAUUUUCAAACGAAAGUUAUUGAAAACGACAGCGUUGCUCUCUCUGGUGGCUAUGUAGAUCUUCACAGCAUUCCUACAAAUUUGAUAAGUUUUAACACUGUUAGUGCGAUGGAACCUUCUGCAAAUAAUGUUUCUGCUGAAACAUUAAAAACUCCAAAAAUUUUUGAAGAAAUAUCAAAAAUGAUAAAAGAAGAUUCGGAAGCAGCAAAACGUAUAAAUGCUGUAUUUGCAUAUAAAAUCACAAAAGAUGGAAAAAAUGUUGCCGAUUGGACUGUCGAUUUGAAAAACUUAAAAGUGUAUAACACGCUUCCAGAAGGAGUGAAAGCUGAUACAACAAUUACUAUAUCUGACGAUGACAUGGCUGAUUUGUUUGUUGGAAAGUUAAAUCCACAGACUGCUUUUCUCAAAGGAAAGCUAAAAGUUACUGGAAAUAUUAUGUUAGCGGAUAAAUUAAGAACAAUUAUGGGCACAAAAUCAAAGCUUUAAUAUUAUUAUUAUUAAAAAAUAA